Molecule: messenger RNA, 904 nt
Organism: Capsicum annuum
Lineage: Eukaryota; Viridiplantae; Streptophyta; Magnoliopsida; Solanales; Solanaceae
Exons: 5
Coding region: 130-453 (107 amino acids)
Source: RefSeq, a predicted model, not a curated record
UUAUGUAUAUAUCUGAUAUAUUUUGGUUCUAUUGUGCAGAUUAACAUCAGUCAUGCUAAAACAGGAGGACACAGGCGUGCAAUAGUUAAAACUCUAGAUAAUGGAAGUAAUAAAUUUUCUGGAGCUGGAAUGGUAGCUAGUCUAUGGAAUCCUAGUGUUGAAGGUGCACAAACUAGUGCAUGCCGAUUGAAGAUUCAAAAAGGAAAAGAUAGUGUGCAAGCUGGUUGGAGAGUAGAUCCAACAUUAUACGGGGACACUAAAACUAGGUUUUUUAUACACUUGCAAGUUGGAAAUAAACAUUGUUACAAUACACUAUGUCGUGGCUUUAUAGUAACAAACAAUAAGUUAGUUCUUGAUAGAGCAUUCCCACUGUUGCACAUCGAGGGGGUAAUGCUAAUUGGUAACUUACUAUGUUCAUCGAACGGGAUGCAAAAGGAGGUUGGUGGCUUUUAGUUGGUGAAAGGAUGGAAGUUGGUUUUUGGCCUCGAAGGAUUUUCAGUACAUUAGCAAAGAAUUUUGCUGAGAAUAUUGAGUGGGGAGGAUCGGCAUAUAGUCCGCUAGGCGCACCUUAUGCUCCGAUGGGCUCUGGCUAUAUACCUAAAACUCCAGAUCCUAUGCUUAAUGCGUAUUGUCGAGCACUUACAAUUUUAAAUGAUAAAAGGCGAAACAAUAAAUGCAAAAAAUACACCUAUAUUUCUUGACAGUCCAGUAUCGUAUCAAGUCAUUGAUAAACCAGGUUGGGGACAUGAAAAAUUUCCACAUUACAUGUUUUAUGGGGGACCUAGUACAGAUACUCUUAUGUAGAGUUGUUGUAAUUAUGAUAUAUAUUUGUAAAUGACAGUGUUCAAUUCAGUCAUUUGCAUUAAUUUGCUUUUGAUCAAAUCAUAUUCUCUUCAACUUUUAA